CUAACUCACUCACUCACAAGAAGGAAGACAGCGCUGUAACAUACUCUACAACUAUCUACCUGUGAGCAGGAAAACAUCUCAUCAUGUGCGGAGGACUUGAAUCACUGCCCGUCGCCUGCCUGGAGAGGGCAAAGGAGCUGAAAGACUUGUUUGGAAGUUUACUACAGAAGACAGAUCACAGUAUCACUGGCAAGUCAAAGAAAAGCGACAAACUGAGGUUAACUGUCAAUGACCCUCAGAAAUGGAAGGAGUCAUUUGGGAAACUGUUGUCCAGCCAAAAUGGACUGUGCCUGUUCAGAGAGUUCCUGGCCUCUGAGUUCAGUGAGGAAAACAUUGCCUUCUACUUGGCUUGUGAAGACUACAGGGCAUCUAAGCCCUCAAAACUCUCCAGCAAGGCAAAACAAAUUUACGACGAGUUUGUUGCUUCUGAUGCACCCCGAGAGGUUAAUCUGGACCAUGCAACCAAAGCAGUCACCAAGGAGAACAUGGAACACCCCUGCCAGUCCUGCUUCAACCUGGCCCAAGCCAAAAUCUACACUCUGAUGGAGAAGGACUGCUACCCUCGCUUCCUCAAAUCCUCCGCCUACCUGGAGCUUAGCAGAAAGACCAAGACAGGCUAAUAGACUUUUUUUUCUUUUUUAACUGUCCUGCAAGUGCCAGAGGUGAUUUGCUCACUCCUCAAAGGGACAUAAGUAGAAAGACGGGAAAGGUUCAAAUGGAACAAAUACGUUAGUCCAGAAAGUUUGGUGCUGGGAUGUGGAGUUAUUCUGGAGACCAGAGGUUCCGCACAUGCAGGUUCAACUCCAAGCUGGAGGCUAAAGGCUGAAUGAGGCUGUGAGAAGAGACUGACACAGACUAAGAUGUGGGCGACGUCUGCCUCUGACAGACAAGCAUACUGCACAUGCAAGGCUGCAUGAACGGCGGUCACAGUGGCAUAAAUUAUAAGAUGCUGAGAAAGAGAAAUGAGUUACACAACAAAACUACCA
Molecule: messenger RNA, 986 nt
Organism: Monopterus albus (swamp eel)
Lineage: Eukaryota; Metazoa; Chordata; Actinopteri; Synbranchiformes; Synbranchidae
Gene: rgs5b
Product: regulator of G protein signaling 5b
Exons: 5
Coding region: 84-620 (178 amino acids)
Source: RefSeq, a predicted model, not a curated record